Messenger RNA from Uranotaenia lowii, 6189 nucleotides. RefSeq lists its product as uncharacterized. The transcript has 5 exons. The record is from RefSeq and is a predicted model, not a curated record. NCBI's taxonomy places the organism in Eukaryota, Metazoa, Arthropoda, Insecta, Diptera, Culicidae. Gene Ontology annotation, biological process: DNA integration. Bases 1 to 6189 code for a protein of 2062 amino acids. Gene Ontology annotation, molecular function: nucleic acid binding.
AUGGACGAAGGCGGGGGGUUAAACGCCUCAACCGAGGACGAUGAGAAUUCAACCUACGAGAAUGAAGAGCAUUUGGAGGAUACAGAUGAUGCUGGUCCCUCAAAUGGGAUCCAUUCUCAGGUGGGUGAUAAUUCUUCAUCGCCCUCGGUUAAGAGUGGAACAACUCGGCUUCGAAAAUACACAGAGGGCUCAUCUCUCACUGGACCUUGGGUGGUUUUCAUCCGGCCCAAAGUGAAUGGUAAGCAACUAAAUGUGGUACAGAUCACCAAAGAUCUGGCGAGGUGGCCCUCUGUAUCUAGUAUUACUAAAGUACGUCCGAACAAGCUGCGCGUUGUUGUGGCUGACCGGAAAGCCGCAAAUGAAAUUGUAGCCAGCAAUUUCAUUAACCUUGAGUACCGUGUUUACAUCCCGUCUCGAGACGUAGAGAUCGAGGGCGUGAUCACAGAGAUGAGUCUCAAGGAGGAGUACAUUAAAUCCAACGGCGUUGAGUACGAAGGCAAAAUAGCUGAUCUACAGCAACCCAAUUCAUUUGAUAAAGAUUGUGCGCGAGUGGACAAAUCGGAUACGCUCGAGAGAACCGCAUUGGUAGCCGAUAGAGAAGUCCAGCCCGUUGCGCCCAAGAUAUCUGUGCCGAAACACUCCACGGUCAGAUCACUGCCAUCACCAGCCGAACCACCCCGAGAGAAACCAAACAGGCUGAUUAGAGCUCAAACGGGAAAGUUCACCAGCCACGAACUAACCCGCCUUUCGUCCGAGCCCAGCCACGUGCGAGGUAGUCCGGAGGUCGUAAGAAAACCGAUCAAGCCCGUAUCGGUCCGCCAAACAGCAACUAAGUCUUCAUCUUCGCCACAUUCCCGCCAGUACGCCAGCCAGCCACCAGGAGUCCAUCGCCGCCGCCCUCACAAGCCCCAGGUCCGCCAACGGAGGUCAUCCAAAUCGAUCCGGAUUGUGACACGUAUCAUCAUGAGCACCGCCGAGAAGAAACACCUGAAAAAGGAACUGAAGCGGAAGAACCUACUGGAUGCUAUCAACCGUGUUGAGGACUUCCUGAAGCGUUACGACGAGGACCGAGAUAUUUACGAGGUUAAACUACGUCUGGACAAGUUGGAUAAACUCAUGGAAACCUUCGAGGAAAUUCAAGGCGAGUAUGAAGAAAUGGAUGAUUCCCCACAAUUUAUUUCGGCAAACUCUGUUGUACGGGCAAAGGUAGAGGAACAAUAUUUUCGGGUAAAAGGUGGUUUGGUGUCGAAGCUCCCUGUGUCGGUUGUUGAUCCUCAAAAUUCAAUUUCCAUGCAACCAAUUCCCCAUGUUUCAAAUAUGAGACUUCCAACAAUUUCGCUUCCAAGCUUUGAUGGCGAUUUGAAUGAUUGGCUGACUUUCCAUGACUCAUUCAUAUCCCUCAUUCACACAUCAGCUGAGAUUCCUAACAUUCAAAAAUUUCAAUACUUACGUUCUGCCUUGAAAGGAGAUGCACUGCAACUUAUCGAAUCACUCACUAUCAGUGCCAACAACUAUGUCGUGGCUUGGGAAUCGCUUGUUAAUCGGUACUCCAAUAAAUAUUUGCUCAAGAAAAAGCAUUUGCAAGCAAUCACUGGGCAAUCUAAAACUUUCGGAAAGAAUGCUGGAAAUCUUCGAGCCGUGGUAGAAGAGUUUCAGCGUCAUGUUAAAAUUUUAAAACAACUUGAUGAACCUACGGAAUCCUGGAGUAGUUUGUUGGUCCAAUUACUUUGUUCACGAGUUGAUGACCAGACGCAAAGAGAUUGGGAGGAAUUCGUAUCGGGCGGGGAGGAACCCACUUACACCGUUCUUAUUGAAUUUCUCACUCGGAAAAUUCGGACACUCGAAUCUUUGUCGAUUAACUCAGAACAAACAGUUGAUAAAAAGGCAAAAUUUAUUUCGGUAGAUAAAAGGCAAAAACACAUACCAAAUUCACGGAUCAACACUUACGCUAGUACGGAUGGUUUUCAUGCAGGUUGUUUAGCAUGCAAACAGUAUCAUGCACUCUUCCAAUGUCCAGUUUUUGAAAAAAUGUCGCUUUCUGAUCGUCUGAACUUGGUCAACGAAAAGAAAAUUUGCAGCAACUGUUUUCGCAAUGAUCACUUUGCACGUAAAUGCACGUCCAAAUACACAUGUCGUAUUUGUCGAAAGCGACACCAUUCACUGUUGCACCCCGGAUUUGAAUCACCUGGAACACCGAACACAAAUAGCAACAUCCAAUCUCCUCCAACUUCUAGUGGCCAAACUGCAGCAGUAUCCUUGAAUUCGGUCGGAAUUUCCCAAGCAGCAGACGUUCUCCUAUCCACGGUGGUAGUUCACGUACUAGAUGGAAAUGGCGGUUUACACUUUGCGCGCGCGCUUUUGGAUUCGGGCUCCCAAUGUAAUAUUAUGAGUGAACAACUGAGCAACAAACUUCGGUUACCCAAAACCCCCAUCGAUAGCCCCAUAUUCGGUGUGGGUGAGUCCCAAAUUCGAGCAGUUUGUUCUGUUUCAACUACAGUCAAAUCCAGAUUCAAUUAUUUCUCGUUCCCAUUGGACUGUAUAGUUUUACGCAAUCUAACAUCUCAUCUCCCAUCCACCACUACUCCGAAGACCUCGUGGAAGAUCCCAAACAAUGUUGAUCUCGCAGAUCCCAACUUCAAUGUAAGGCAGAAGGUCGAUUUGAUUAUCGGAGCCGAAUAUUUUUACUCGUUCCUGAAAGGUGGCCGGAUAGAACUCGGAAGUCCAUCCGCGGUGUUAGUAGAGACUGUAUUUGGUUGGUUAGUCUCAGGAAAAUCGACAUCGCAAGAAGAAAAUCCCAAUAUUACAUGCCACAUUUCAACCCUCGAAUCUAUUGAUCAGACCCUCCAACAAUUUUGGAAAAUUGAAAGUCUGGAUUCAGUAAUUUUGUCUCCAGCUCAACAAUACUGUGAAAAAUUCUACAGCGACACGGUUACCAGAAAUGAUUCGGGACGCUAUGUCGUUAAAUAUCCCAAAAAGGAAGGCAUUUCUAAAAUGUUAGGCAAUUCAUUUGGAAAUGCUACUCGUCGUUUUUUGAACCUUGAAAGAAAACUUGAUCGGAAUGUUGACCUCAAACUUAAAUACCACACAUUUCUGGAGGAAUUUCUGCAAUUGGGCCACAUGCGCAAAUUAGAGUCUGACGAUGUUGAUCCACCCACUACUUUCUAUCUUCCGCAUCACGCUGUAAUGAAAGAAUCAAGUACGACGACAAAACUUCGCUGCGUAUUUGAUGCUUCAGCUAAGACAAACACAGGGUUUUCUCUAAAUGAUACGCUCUUGGUUGGACCUGUGCUCCAAGACGAGCUCAUUUGCCUACUAAUUCGAUUUCGGAAACACAAGAUUGCCCUUCUCGCUGAUAUUGAGAAGAUGUAUAGGCAGAUUGAUAUCCACCCCGAAGACCGAGCUCUCCAAAGAAUCGUGUGGCGUUUUGAUAAACAAGAACCCAUAUCCAAAUUUGAGUUGACCACUGUUACGUAUGGUCUAGCCCCAUCUUCCUUCCUUGCCACCCGGACUCUCAAGCAACUCGCCGACGACGAAGGCCACUCAUUUCCACUUGCUGCUCGAGCCCUCGUUGAAGACAUGUACAUGGAUGACUUCAUCAGUGGGGCAGCAACCAUCGCACAGGCCACACAGCUGCGUAGGCAAAUGGAUGAGUUAACAUCGAGAGGAGGUUUUCCACUGCGAAAAUGGUGCUCUAAUGCAAAUCAAGUCUUAGAAGGGAUUGCGCCGGAAAUUCUUGCUACCCAAACCAUCCGCAAAUUUGAUCCGGAAGAAACAAUUAAAAUUUUGGGAAUAUCUUGGGAACCGCUGACUGACAAAUUUAGAUUUGAAUUUUACCCUCAAAUGAACAAUGGACCCAUAACAAAACGGAACAUGCUCUCUAAUAUCGCUCGAUUAUAUGACCCUCUCGGAUUUGUUGCCCCUAUAAUAGUUCGUGCAAAGGUUAUGCUACAACAAAUAUGGACUUUGUCUUUGGACUGGGAUGAUGAAGUGCCUCUUGAAUUACAAAAUUCCUGGACUAGAUAUUUGGAAGAAUUGCCUUUUUUAUCAAAUUUAAGAAUUGAUCGACAUGCAUUAUUUGACAAAAAUAUUGAACUGCAUAGCUUCGCUGAUGCAUCGGAAACUGCCUAUGGUGCCUGCGUUUACGGCAGAUCAAUCGGGCCUAAUGGAGAGGUGAAAGUUUCGUUACUAGCAGCUAAAUCUAGGGUAGCUCCUCUUCAGAAAAGAAGUAUCCCCCGACUCGAGCUAUGUGCUGCAUACGAUGCAGCUAAACUACACAAGAAAGUUCACGAUGCCCUUAAACUAAAUAUUUCCUCGUCAAGAUUCUGGUCCGAUUCGAUGGUUGUCCUCCACUGGAUUAGAUCUCCCGCUAGCAAUUGGAAAACGUUUAUUGCUAACCGAGUAGCAGAAAUCCAACAACUCUCCCAUGGCUCGAAUUGGUAUCACGUUCCUGGUUCAAGUAAUCCUGCAGAUUUGGUGUCCCGAGGAGUUUCGGUCGAUCAACUUUUAACAAGCGAUCUUUGGACGAAAGGACCGUCCUGGUUGCAUCAGGGGGAAGAAAACUGGCCAUCACAAGGUUUCUCCAUGCCCGACUUGUCCGAUCAACUUCUAGAACGAAAACUGACUACUCUGGUUGCCCAAGCUCCACCACCACCUAGCCCAAUAAUUACCCGAUUUUCCUCUUAUCAUCGCAUGGUCCGAGUUAUUGCCUAUUGUUUCCGAUUUGCCCAACUCACCAGAGAGAAAACCCGAUCCGAAUCAUUAUCAUUAUCUGUGCAAGAGUUGGAGAGGGCCAAAUUUGCACUGAUAGCAAUUGUACAACAUGAGUGUUACGAUGAAGAGAUACGCCGUCUGAAAAAGGGAGAAUUUGUAUCCAAUAAAUCCAGCCUCAAGUUACUCAACCCAUUCCUCGACCCUUCUGGCAUUGUUCGAGUGGGUGGCCGGCUCAAGAACUCUCGAGAACCGUUCGAGAAAAAACACCCCAUACUUCUACCUGGUUUCCACCACUUCAGCCGGUUACUGAUAAUGAGUUAUCAUCGAAGAUUAGUCCACGGAGGGAUCUCACUCACAUUGGCCACAAUUCGAUCUGAGUAUUGGCCGAUAAAUGGAAGGAGAGCAGUAAGGAGUGUUCUAAGAUCUUGUUUUCGAUGCGCCCGCGUCGAUCCCCAACCAAUAAACCAACCCGUUGGUCAAUUACCAUCCCCUCGCAUUACCCCUGGUCGUCCGUUUCUCGCUACUGGUAUUGACUACUGUGGACCAGUCUUUAUCAAAUCUCCAAACCGUCGAGCUGGUCCAACAAAAGGCUACGUAGCUUUAUUCGUAUGUUUCCACACCAAGGCGGUGCAUAUAGAAUUAGUGGGAAACUUAACAACCGACGCAUUUUUGGCAGCCUUACGAAGAUUUAUGUCCCGUCGUGGUUAUCCUCAGCACAUUUAUUCUGAUAAUGCGACGAAUUUCUGUGGAGCAAAGUCCGAAUUGAACGCUUUAUUUAAAAUGUUCCACAACCGUGCUGACGUCGAAAACAUUCAAAGUAGUCUUGCUGCAGUUAGGAUUGUUUGGCAUUUGAUACCGCCCAGAGCUCCCAACUUUGGCGGACUUUGGGAGGCUGCGGUUAAGGUCGCCAAGAAACACCUUCUACGACAAGUGGGCAGCUCUUCGCUCUAUUACGAAGACCUGGUAACGACGCUGGCUCAGAUAGAGGCAUGUAUGAAUUCCCGACCACUGUGCCCUCUAUCUGAUGAUCCGAACGAUUUUGAGGCUUUGACACCAGGACAUUUCCUGAUAGGAGCUCCAAUGAUGACUCUGCCUGAUCCUGACUACAAGGAGGUUCCUAUGAAUCGACUUGGGAGGUACGAACUGAUCCAACAAAGGACUCAACACUUCUGGAAUCGUUGGACCAACGAAUAUCUUGUGGAAUUGCAUCGCUACACGACUACGGACCCGAAAAAGGUUACCCUGAAGGUUGGUCAAAUAGUUAUUCUUCGUGACCAAUUGCUGCCGCCUGUACGAUGGCCGUUGGCCCGCAUUGAAUCACUUCAUCCUGGAGAAGACGGAAUCACGCGAGUUGUGACAAUUCGCACUGCAGCUGGAAACUUCAAGCGUUCGGUAGCCAUGAUAUGUCCGCUACCAUUCGAAGAAGAGUUUUCAUCGAGCGACGAUGCAACUAACUUCAAGGAUAAAAGUGAUGAAUGA